Molecule: messenger RNA, 8107 nt
Organism: Orussus abietinus
Lineage: Eukaryota; Metazoa; Arthropoda; Insecta; Hymenoptera; Orussidae
Product: discoidin domain-containing receptor 2
Exons: 16
Coding region: 385-3195 (936 amino acids)
Biological process (GO): cell surface receptor protein tyrosine kinase signaling pathway; positive regulation of kinase activity; protein phosphorylation
Cellular component (GO): signaling receptor complex
Molecular function (GO): protein tyrosine kinase collagen receptor activity; collagen binding; ATP binding
Source: RefSeq, a predicted model, not a curated record
CACUGCUCUUAUCAAUUGGGCGCUCGCGGGCCGCUCUGCCGCGGCGUUUCCGUUCUACCGAGGCGAAACCUCGACCAAUCGGCCGCCCCCUUUGGCGCCGAGGUUUGCCGAGUCCUCCGCGAGGGACCGGGAAAGCGGCACGCGCGAAACGCCGGCAUGAACUGCCGAUUCCGCCGCGGGCGCCGACUCGAGUGCCGGAACUAGUGUGGCCAGUGCUUACCGGUGCGGAAGGAAGACCCUGAUUGACUUCUUUCCCCUGGGCCGGAAGACGCGCUACAUCGGAAACUCCGCGGGGCGCUCCAUAUCCCCAGAAGGUUGACUCUGGCAGACAUGAGGCAGGACUCCAGGUGAGGGGGCGAGCGCGAGGGGCUCGAGGGGAGAGAUAUGGUGGAGACCUUUAGGUGGUCCUACCGAAGGGCGCCACCUGCCGCCCACUUCAGCCUGUUCUUCCUCCUCUUCAUCCUCUGUCUCGCCACCACGACGAGCGCCAUAGACCUCUCGCAAUGCAUCGCGCCGCUCGGCAUGGAGUCCGGGGCCAUACCGGAUGGGGACAUCAACGCCACCUCCAGCUUCGACAGCGGCAACGUGGGUCCUCGUCAGGCACGGCUGAGGACGGAGAAUCAUGGCGGAGCCUGGUGCCCAAAGAACCAAAUCACCACCGAGCCCAAGGAAUGGCUGGAGAUCGAUCUUCGCAAAGUUCACAUGAUCACCGCCACCGGUACCCAGGGAAGAUUCGGCAAUGGCGUUGGUGUCGAAUAUGCUGAGGCUUACCUGUUGGAGUACUGGAGACCUCACCUCGGCAAGUGGGUGCGGUACAGGGACGUGAAAGGUGAAGAGGUGAUAAAGGGCAACUCCAACACCUACCUGGAGUCCAAGCACGAGUUGGACCCUCCACUUUGGGCGAGCAAAAUUCGCUUUCUGCCGUACAGCUACCACAGGCGUACCGUCUGCAUGAGAGUCGAACUCUACGGAUGCUAUUGGAGCGAUGGCGUCGUCUCCUAUUCUAUGCCCCAGGGAGAUAAAAGGGGCAACGAAUGGGAAUUCUUCGAUGCUACCUACGAUGGCCACUGGGAUGGCGACCUGCGCAGAGGACUUGGACAACUGACCGAUGGGAGAACUGGACCUGACAACUUCAAGAUGGGAUACCUUCACGAUCGUGGCCAAGGCUGGGUCGGCUGGAGGAAUGACACCAGGUUCGGUCAGCCCGUCGAGAUCAGGUUCGAGUUCGACCGCGUUCGAGAGUUCUCCGCGGUUCACAUAUACUGCAACAAUCAAUUCACAAAAGAUGUCCAGGUGUUCUCCCACGUGGACAUUCUCUUCAGCAUCGGCGGCAAGUAUUACACCGGGGAGCCCAUCACGUACACAUACAUGGAGGACAAGAUCUUCGAGACUUCUCGCAACAUCACGAUAAAGCUGCAUCACCGAGUCGGGAAAUUUGUGAAGCUUCGACUUCACUUUUCGGCACGGUGGAUCAUGAUCAGCGAGGUCACUUUCGAUUCCGACUCAGCCCAUGGAAACUUCACCCCUGAAGACGCGCCCUCCACCGAGGCGCCGGUCCAGAGCGACGUCUUCGUGGAGAAAAAUGGCGCCGCGGAGGGAGAGCUUCCGGUCUCCACGGCGAAGCACGACGACCCGACAUACAUGGCGGUGGUCAUAGGUGUACUGACGGCGGUGAUUUUAUUAUUGGCCGUGGCGAUAUUUCUGAUAGUAUCCCGGCAUAGGCAGCGCAAGUGCUUCGCGAGCCCCAUGACAGGGAAGGCACCCUCUCACCUGGGCUCCACCUGCGCCACCGUGGAAAAGGGCGCCGCCCUGAUGGCGUACACCCUCGAGGACGACGAGAGGUACGCCGGCGGCUCCUUGCCCACUCUGCCUCGCGACCUGGGCAAUCGGCUCCUGGACAUCGUGAAGCUGGACGACUACCAGGAACCGUAUCAGGCCCUGAAAUACGCUCCGUACUACAGUUACAGUACCGUCGUUAUGGAGAUGAAAGACAUGAUGCUCAACAGCAAGGGCACCAACAUCAAUCACUCAGCCGUGUACGCGAACGGUGCCGUUGACACAUCCUACGAUUAUGCCGUUCCGGAACUGGGCACGGUGCCGCUGUUGAAUCCCGAGGGAAGCAGCAGGACCGGGACCAGCGACCAGGAGAGCGUCUUCUCCAAGAGCUCCGCGCGCAGCACCAAGACCGACGACAAGAAGUCCCCGACUCAACAGGAGGUGCUCUCGGCCCUGAAGAAGCGGCUGGAACAGACGAGCGUGCCGCUCUUCCCACGACACCGACUUCGCAUGCUGUCCAAACUCGCCGAGGGGGCCUUCGGGACGGUAUACGUCGCGGAAGCUGACGGGAUCCCGGAGUACGGAACCACGACCACCCUUGGCAAGAGACUCGUCGCCGUCAAGUUUUUACUGCCGGAAGCCACCGAGAAGGAAAAGCUUGACUUUCAACGAGACGUGAGGAUCCUGGCAGCCCUCGAGGAUCGCAACAUCGCCAGGGUCCUUGGGGCAUGUUGCCGAGAGGAGCCGUAUUGUGUCGUGAUGGAGUAUCUAGAGCACGGGGACCUUUGUCAGUUCCUGAAGACACACAUCACGGCGGAGGACGCACAUUCCAUGCCGAUCGGCGUUAAAACCCUGAGCUUCAACUGCCUCAUCUACAUGGCGGCGCAGAUCGCCUCGGGAAUGCGAUACCUGGAGAACCUGAACUUCGUGCACCGCGACUUGGCCACCAGGAACUGCCUCGUGGGCAAGGCCUACCAUAUCAAGAUCUCGGAUUUCGGAACGGACAACGAAUUGUAUGCCUGUGAUUAUUACAAGGUCGAUGGAACCAUGCCUCUGCCCGUCCGCUGGAUGGCCUGGGAGUCCAUAUUCCUGGGGAAGUAUACAACGAAAAGCGAUGUCUGGGCGUUCGCCGUCACUCUCUGGGAGAUUCUCAACCUCGGAAGACGCAUCCCCUACGAGCACCUCUCGGAUGAAGAAGUGGUCCAGAGCCUGAAGCAGCUGCAGCACAACGCGGAGUGCCAGAAGAGCACCGAGGAGAUGCCGAAGUUCAAUCAUCUGCCGAGACCAAAUGCCUCGUCCAAGGAUAUCUACGACCUGAUGCUGGAGUGCUGGCGAAGAGAGGAGACCGAGAGGCCCACUUUCCGUGAAAUUUCCCUUUUUCUGCAGAGGAAGAACCUGGGAUAUGCCCCGACCUCCUGAUAUUAAUCCUUCGUCGACCUCGUGGUCACGAGGUCAGAUGCGGAAGGUCUGACGAGGUUUUCAACUCGUUCUCGAAGUUCAUGUGGAUCGCAUUUGGGAUCUAGAGGCCGGAACUGGGAUCGAAUUUCCCUAGAAGCGGAAGAGAAUUGAUAACGCGGGAUUGAUCGACCUACCUAGAAACAUAGCGUGUAACCUCUCGUUCUUUUUUAACGCCAAGUUCCAUGCACCGUGGAUUUCGUUUCUGAUCAUAAGAUGCAUUUCGUGACCAUGGACACUCUUUGGGUUGCGAGCAUCUUUUCCGACUUCGGUUCACUUUGGAUUUCGAUAAGACUGCAACUCUGCUCGGGAUAGAUUAUUUAUUGAUUGGUCUUGGCACUUGAUUUGGGGAAUCCGAGGUGAAUGAUCGGAGAUGGUAAUGAGUAACGUAGAAGUAUCGCGACACUUAAGUACGAAUAGGUUUUGUGGGUUUGCGAGGCCUGCGACUUCGGUAGUACGCUAAAUACCUUGGCUAUGACACAUCAUAAUGAUAACUUUAUAUAAUAGGCGGGAUCAAUGAAACUAAUAUAUUUAUUGUAAAUAUAGAGGUAGCAAUAAGAGACUUUAUUAUUAUUGCGCGCAGUAUAGACGUUAUAUGGCAUUGGUAGUCUCGUCCGAUUGAACGACCAUUGAACUCUUGAAGAAAUUGACCCGGGUCGGUUACUUUGACUUCCGUUUGGAAAUGCGGAAUUGGGAAGAUCGAUUUGGUAAUUUCACCAUUCCGAUAUUACCAGGAUGGAGGAAUAUUAAUUUAUGAUGUCUCACCUUGACCGAGGCUAUUUCAAAUUCCCCUUAAACGACAAAUCCACACGCGAAAGGCAUAUCGAAACGAGAAUCAUUCAUCGACAUAUCCAGAAAUUAAUUUCGGAAUUGCAAAAGGGAGCAGCCUUACAUGAAAAAAAAAAAAGGGUAAAAUAUCGAAAGGCACUCUCUUCGAAAUCGAUACGACGAAGUAAGAUUAGGAAUCGACUUUUAAGCGCUAAAUCUGAGGUUUCCAGGUUUACAUCGUAUGACAAAUUAUUUAUUCAGCAAUAUUCUCGUAAUGUCGUAAUACUUAAAUAUUUCGGUAAUUAGGAAUUUCAAGCCGGGCGGAGAAAUCUCGAGGCAAGACGUCGUUGUCAGUUCCGUGCAAGAAACCGUAAUAAUUAGGCAUGUGGUAAUUGGAGCGAAAAUGACGUGCACAAUUACGAGGUCUUUGUUCUAAGAGAAGCCUCGCGUCUGAUAAUGAGAUUUAUGGUUUUAACCUGGAAACCUCAGGCAUGAUAACGAGGUCCCCAGACUCGCGUCUGAAGCCUCGUGAUAAUGUGUAAUGACAUCAUAUGCUAGACGAUGUUACCGUUACGAUAUUAAAAUACUAUUUAUAUAAUUAAUGUAAUAGGGACUUAAGAGGUAGGUAGAGAGAUUAGUAUGUACGUAUUUAAAGUAUAAGCAUAACGCUGCCUUUGGCUAUAUUGUUGCCCCCUACUGCUAACGAGUAACUCACUUGUCUACUCAUGUGAUAAUUUAUACACGUCUCCGUGUACCUAUCCUUUGUCAUUUCGAAGUGUCGGUGAAGAAGGGAUCGCGCUCUGGAUUUUAAAGAGACAUGUCGAGAAAUCACCUUGCCAUGAUUCGAAUCAUCGUACAUGAAACCUUCGUUUAGCCUCCGAAUCAUGCUACAGCACAGAGACAGAAUUAGUUCUGUGGCAGAAAUUUCUCCGAAAAUAUUUAUAAAUGUUCUUCUAGCUCCUCGCUAAAUUUCCUCUCUUCACGGCGCACGACUGACAUCAUUGCGAGGAAUUAUUGAAAAAGAAACAAGAAUCGGAAAAGUUAUUAGCUAAUAGCGCCGAGCGUAGCGGCAAUCACGUGCGAGAAGUAACCACCUCCUCUUAAUGUAAAUAAUUAGCCAGAUCGUGAAAUUAACAAUUAUGUCAUGCCGAUGGUGUCAGCUCGAAAGAUAUCUCCAGAGGCAAGCAGCGUCAAUGACACCGGUGAUUUCAUUCUAAAAUAUUCCCUUUUAAUUCUUUCAAAGGAUUAGAGGAACGACGUCUCGUUGUCACGGCGUAAAAUAAUAAUAUUAGUAAUUGGUUAAAUAAUUCAAUUCGUUCGCCGAUUCGACGUCGUUUCCGGUACGGAUUUUACCAAAUGUUCAAUUUAGAGGCUGCCAGGUCGUUUAAUGAACGAUUAAAUUAAAAACGUGAUUAAUUUUUCAUCCUUACCCCCCCACCAUCUUUGGGCCAUAUUGUGCAUAAAGGAUCCGUAAUUCUCCAAAAACCACCAAGAUGCCUUUAAUAUAUCUCACUCGUGACCGCGCCAUGUCGGGGAAAGGGGGAAUACAAAGAGAAAAGAAAAAAAGAAAAAACAAAACAGAGGAAACUGUAACGCCGAAUGCAGGACAACGAAGUCGAGUGAAGUUCAGAGAUGGCAUGCAGGCACUUGAUCGUGCUCCAUUGCAUUUUCCUUCGGCAUCCUGAGUCUUUUAUGCAUAACAGUGGUUGUUAACGUUCGACCGAAACUCUUCACCCUCUACAAGUAUAAGUGUUCCCGAAAGCGAUACCCGGAAUUACUUGCAAAGGCCGCAAAUCAGUUCUGCGAGAUACCCGUGUUGCAAGUUGGUUAGGAAGAACACACAAAAAAGAAAAAAGAAAAGAAACGGUUCGGCUAACUUAAAUUCAGAAUAGUCUCGGGCAUCCUCUCGACCCAUCGUUGUAUCAGUGUUACAUCCUCUAUCGACCCGUGUUCCUCGCAAUUAACCAAAGUUCAAUAUUGAAUUUAAACCAGCCGAAUCGCCCGUAGGUCUAGAACGGUUCCCUGAAAGAUCUCCGAUCUCGUUAUACGGCCAUUGAGCCAAGGCGAGGUUCGAAUCGGUUUCUCUAACGAGUCGAAUCAGAUCCGAGGAAAUUACGGCACUAUCAACGGGAAAGAGAAAUUGCGGAAUAAUCGGUGAUUUAUUAUCGCCGCGCAGGAGGCUUCGGGAAACCAGCAAGCAAACCUCAAUCCGUUGUCUGUACCUAAACGCGAUUUCGCAAGACUCGUUUGCCUCCGUCGAUCUUCCCUGGUUUGAAAAUACCAAAUGAUCUGUUAUCUACUAAAACAAAGAAAAAAAAAAAUUGUAAUGGGCGAAUUCUUAGGACGUCUUUCCAUAGUUUCGAAUUUCUCAUCUCGUGAACGAUUCGAGGCAAACCGGCAUUGCAAAUCUCGUCUGGGACCUCGUUGAGAAAAAAUGACUUUUCCACUUGUGUGGGAAAUAUUAGUGGGAGAACGAACGUACGCAUGCUCGUCAUAAUCACACCGACAGGUGAGCUCUAUGUUAGUCAGCUCCGAAGAAGAGAGAAUUUCGACCCUACCCGAGAUGACAAUUCGACAUGUCACGUGCUGCAUGCAUUACGUUUGACGCUGCAUCCGUAUGAUUGACAAUCAUGCUUGAGCCUUGAGACUGAAUGAUUUUUUUCCGAUACCAAGUGCAGAGCAAAUCGAUGUUGAAGAGUCCGACAAGAGACCCUAGGUGGCCCUUCCUCAUACCUAACGCGAGACGUUGACAAUACUUAAUUAAUUUCCUUUGAAUUAACAAUCCGGAUUAGCUGCGAUUCCACGGCGACUUCGAGCCGGGAAAAUGAAAAACAUUGAGAAAAUGUUGAAAUCAUCGCUAAGCCCGAAAUUCUUUCGAUUCGAGUUAAGAAGAAGCGAUCGAAUGCGAAUGGAAAGUUUGCACGGACCCUAGUAAUAAAUCCCUAGUAACAAGAUUUGCACCGAUUCCCCAGGGACGAAUCGUGCAGAUAUAACUACUAAGACAGAGCUCACCCGGUAAUACCUUUUACGCUAUUACACCUAAUCGUUAUAAUCGUGAAAUUAUUUUGUACUGAGAACUGUUUAUAAUUUUGUAUCCAAUGUCUGUAAAUACGUCGGGCAAAAUCGUAACUGUGUUAGGGGGAAUUAAAAAUCGAGCGACCGAGAAGCGUGCGACACUCGCGGAUAUAUUUUAACCGGUAGGGAAAGUCGAGAUUCGAGUUUCGAGACUCGAGAAAAAAAAAAAGAGAAAUAAUAAAGAAACGUGGAAAAUGUGGAAAACGCGGAGCAUGACUCGAUGAAGACGAGGAACGGUAACGUAACGAUGUACAACGACUUAGGAACUACGUGUAUCAUAACUCUACGUGUAAGGGACAAAUCAUACAAGUAUACAUGUUACUUGGUAGAUGUAUAUACACUAUUUAAAACGGUGUAGGAUGUAACUAGUCAUUUAUAAUACUUUGCAAAAUCCGUAGGGUCGAUAUGCGAGAGAAGACGCGCAAAGUACACUUUUUUGUCGGGAGAGAUCGUCGAGGAAAUGACAGAAUAUAUAUGUAUAUCGAAUCCUGGUGCUAGGAGACAGGACCUCUGCGUAGUAGGGAAAAUUAGAUUAAGGAGUCAGUGAAAUGUCUUUUUCUUUUUUCCAUUCGCAGAUUACCGAAAUGACUCCAAAAGAAUUUUCUUUAGACAAUUUGUUCGCGACUUACCAUGCACGACUGCGCCGUCAUACUUAUACGCGUGAAUCCAGAUGAAACAAUUGACAGGAUCCUCGUUCGUCCGAAAGAAACUCGGAGACUUGCGAGAAAUAUUUUUUUUUCUGCGUUUAAUUAAUUAAAUGUCCUAUUUGCAUUUCCUGGAAAUGGGAAGAUCGAGCUCGAUUUUCUCCUCUCGGAGUAAACGACUACUCUCGUAUUACUGCUCUCGAGUCAAUAAUAUACGCCAAUGGUAAAGUGCGCCUCACUAUGAAAAUUCCCCUGGUAAGUUAUAGUGUGUUGAAUAUUUGUAAACGAGCAAUAAUCGUGUACUGGCAUUAAGGCUUCUAUUAAUUAAACGAUCGACAAUGUUGCGACAAGUUGAGCCUGGGACACAAUAAAGAAUUGUACUAUACGAA